Prorocentrum cordatum is the source of this 861-nucleotide messenger RNA. The record is from the annotation of a GenBank genome assembly. NCBI's taxonomy places the organism in Eukaryota, Dinophyceae, Prorocentrales, Prorocentraceae.
AUGUCCUUUCGCAAGGUCAUUUUGGAAGAGCCCUUGACCAAGUCGCAGGCGUUGAUCGAGGGUGAGGAGUUCGAGGCCAAGAGCGGAUUUAUGGGUAACAUCAAGGUCAAGGGGAAAUUGACGAGCGACUCGCAUCCAAAAGGUCAAGAAGGAGACUCUAACGAGCUGUGCAUCAAAAUUGAAGACUUUGAAGCGAAGAAGCCAGACGCGUUCAAGGAUCCCAAGAAGCGCGACAACAAGUCUUGGUCCGAGUUCACUUCGGGCGUCAAGCUCUCCUUCAAAGGCGGGGAGAUACUGGUGAAGGUCAAGUUCUUCGACGAGCUCGUGGUGGAUCGGCUCACAGAUCAAGCGGGCGUCAGGCUCUCCUUCCCCGCAGACGCUCGCGUGAUCAAGCUAGAAGGACGGAUGGACAGGUACAGGCUCAUAUUGGACUCGUGGCAGCCUCCGGACAACCUGCCCGAGACCGAGGAGGACAACCCCCAGGAGUAUUUCGGGGUGGAGAUCUUCCCUGCGAAGAUCAAGAGGCGAUACGAGGACGCGAAGAAGAAGAGGGACGAGGAGAAGGCUCAGGCCCAGCAGAAGAGCGCCGUCGACAAGGUGAGGGACCAGAUGGCGGUUGCCUUUGUCAAGGAGGAGACGCCGGUCCUGACCCACCUGGGCACCCACAUCUUGCCCCCCAAGCAGGUCAUCUUCGAGCACGGGCCGGAGCCAGAGUUGACGCUGGCUUUUGCGGACACCCAGGACGGCAGCGUCACACGGACGACGAUACACUUCCUCGACGACGCAGGACGCGAGCGGUGGCGACAGGCUUUGGCGUGGUUCAUCUCCAAGUUGGGUUCCGGCUGGCGGCGAGAGGAAUAG